Molecule: messenger RNA, 1751 nt
Organism: Cuscuta epithymum
Lineage: Eukaryota; Viridiplantae; Streptophyta; Magnoliopsida; Solanales; Convolvulaceae
Source: the annotation of a GenBank genome assembly
UCAAAUUCAACCAAAAGCUUCACACAAAAAUCCAACCUGAAGAUGACAGGAGGGGGCAGAGGAAAGAUGAAGAAAACAUCUUCAAAGCCAACAAUGAAUGUCCUACCAUACCAAACUCCAAGGCUGAGGGACCAUUAUAACCUCGGUAAGAAGCUAGGCCAGGGGCAAUUCGGGACAACAUACCAGUGCACAGAAAAAGCCACAGGGCUUGAAUAUGCAUGCAAAACAAUCCCAAAGAGGAAGCUAUUGUGCAAAGAGGAUUAUGAGGAUGUUUGGAGGGAGAUCCAAAUAAUGCACCACUUGUCGGAGCACCCAAACGUCGUUAGGAUCAAAGGGACAUACGAAGACAAUGUGUUUGUCCACUUGGUCAUGGAGCUAUGCAAAGGGGGUGAGCUUUUCGAUAGGAUUGUGGCAAAGGGACAUUAUAGCGAGAAGAAAGCUGCCGUGUUGAUGAAAACGAUAGCAGGAGUUGUCGAGGCGUGUCAUUCGCUAGGUGUCAUGCAUAGGGACCUUAAGCCCGAAAAUUUCCUCUUCGAUAGCCCCGAUGAGGAUGCCAAGCUUAAGUCCACCGAUUUCGGUUUGUCCGUGUUCUUCAAGCCCGGGCAGUACCUUUCUGAUGUUGUAGGAAGUCCAUAUUAUGUUGCACCAGAAGUACUCCAAAAGCACUAUGGAACUGAAAUUGAUGUGUGGAGUGCUGGUGUUAUUCUUUACAUUUUACUAUCAGGUGUUCCUCCAUUUUGGGCAGAAACGGAUAAUGGGAUCUUCAAGCAGAUUCUGAAAGGCAAAUUAGAUUUUGAAUCUGAUCCCUGGCCGUCCAUUUCAGACAGUGCAAAGGAUUUGAUAAAAAAGAUGCUCCACCGUGACCCGAAGAAGCGAAUAACCGCUCACGAGGUCUUAAGACACCCAUGGAUUGUGGAUGACACAGUUGCCCCAGACAGACCGUUGGGCUCAGCGGUUUUGUCGCGCCUGAAACAAUUCUCAGCUAUGAACAAACUGAAAAAGAUGGCUCUUCGCGUAAUAGCAGAGAGGCUAUCAGAGGAAGAAAUCGGAGGGCUAAGGCAGCUAUUCAAAAUGAUAGAUACAGAUGGGAGUGGAAGUAUCACAUUUGAGGAACUCAAACAAGGGUUGAAAAGAGUUGGGUCUGAGCUUAUGGAAGCUGAUAUUCAUGCUCUCAUGGAAGCGGCUGAUAUUGACAAUAGUGGAACCAUUGACUAUGGUGAGUUUCUUGCGGCAACAUUGCACUUGAACAAGAUGGAAAGAGAGGAAAAUUUGCUGGCUGCUUUCUCUUAUUUUGACAAAGAUGGCAGCGGUUAUAUUACCGUUGAUGAACUUCAACAAGCCUGCAAGGAAUUCGGAUUGGGGGACGUUCAUCUCGAGGAGACCAUUGAAGAAAUCGACAUCGACAAUGACGGACGUAUAGAUUAUGGGGAAUUUGCAACAAUGAUGAAGAAAGGGAAUGCAGGACUUGCAGCCAGAAGUAUGAGAGGCAACUUGAAUUUCAACUUGGCUGAUGCCUUUGGAACAAAUGACCCCAGUAACUAAACAACAAUAGAAAUGAUUUGCUUUUUAUUAGGUUAGAGAAAUUUAUAUGGUGGACAUUUAUUGAAAAUAUUUAUAUUUUCCCAUAUUUUUACCAUUUGUCCAUUAUUAAGACUUGUAGUGUAUUCUUAUCCUUAGGCAUUUCUAAGUGAAUGAUAUGUAUUACAUGGCCCAUGUAUAUCCAUGAACACAUGUGUUCGUCUCUCUUUUUU